CAAUUCGCGCAUUCCUUGCCUCGAAUCGACUUAUUUGCAAUAGGUGACAUUGAUUUUGUGUUCUAAUUCGCUAUUAUCAACGGAUAAUCGUUCAAGAUUGUUUAAGUAAAAGGAAUACAGUAUACUAAUGUAAAAAAAAUUUUGGGGGUUAACGUAUAACCUCUCGAAAAUAAACAAUUAUGCCAAGAAGUCUUAGUCAAGAUAGUCGAGGAUCAUACGAUUCGGAUAAAUAUUCAAACUAUACAGAUUCUUUUGAUUCCGAUGACGGAAGAAGUACAAGAAAUACAAAAAAUGAAAAUUCAAAUCGGCAAAAAGCAAUUAGAAAGACUUAUGGUUCAAAAGCUAGAAAACCUCCUUCGUCGCAAACUCCUCGUUCGGAUUACGUAACGAGUAGAAUGAAAUCGGCUAGGCGUAAUAAAGCUAAUGAAUAUCGUAAUCAAAUUGCUCAACUUCAAAGUCAAAUUGAUGAAUUUAAGUUAGAACAAAAAAUUUUAAGGAAACAAGGUAGACUUCAGGAAAGAGCACUGCAGAAAUUUGAAGAUAGUGAAAGUGAACUUCCAGCAUUAUUACAAAGACACGCGGCCGAGGUAAAAAAUUUAAGGGAUCAAAUUAAGAAGCAAAGAGACAAAAAUCAAGAUUUAGCUAGGAAACUGAAGGACAAUGACUUAGAAAUUGAUAAAUUAAAGAGGCAACUAAAAAAAUAUAAAAGAUUGGUAGAAGAGAAACAUUUGGAUGAGAGGGAGGCUUUGCAACAAAAAUACGAAAGGGCUGAACAAAGAGCCGAAGACGCAGAACAAAGGGUUCAAGAAAAGGAAAAAGAGUUGGACAUCAAAAACAUUUAUAGUCAACGAAUAAUUAGAGCUCCUCAUAAAUUACCAUCAACUGCAUCCUCUUUCGGCUCUGGUCAUAACGCUAGUAAUCUUUCGAGAAAACCUAAUACAACAGGAAGUGAUCCUGGUCCAACGCCUAGAGAACGUAUGCUUGGAUACGAUAAAAGAUUAAGGGAUGAGCAAAAAGUUAAAAAACAGCCAAACGAGGACGAAUCAACUUUUGUACCAAAAGAAAGAAUAGAAAUUGCUAGGAAAGAGAGAGAACACCUAUUGAAUGACAAUAAGUCAAAAGAUGAUGAAGAAAAACUUUUCAUGAAAGAAUUUAAUGGACAGAUAGUAUUUCGUUCCUUAAGAGUCAAUGAGAGUCCAACCCAUAAUCUAUUAAUAGAAAAUCACUUAAAUAAAGAAAGUGAAGAAGAAAAACAAGUAGACACUUUUCGUAAUAUAAAUAAUAAAGGAUAUAAAACGGAGGAGGAAAGAAAAAGUAAUGAAAUUAAUAACAAACAGAUAGAAGAGAAUUAUUUAAUCAUCCACCAUGACAUUGAUCAUGAACUAGAUAAAACAGAAAACAAUUUCAAUAAAGAUAAGAAUAUUGAUAAAGAAUUAAUUGGGAUAUUAGAGAAUGAGGUAAAUAGGAUAGAAAAAGAGCAGGAUAAAGGGGAACGAAUAUACAGAUGUGAUAAUAAACAGAGUAAUUUGUCUAGAAUCCAAUCUACAACGCAGUUUAAAAGAAGGCCUGAAGAAAAGAAGGUUGUCUCCUUUUUGACAACAACACCAGUGAGAGUUAAAAAAAUUGCCAGAAACAGGCCUACAAUAGAAAAGUCAAUGACCGCCAAGAGACAAACCGAUGUAUAUUGCCAAGGUCGCUUAAACAUUAUUGACGAAGUACCAGAAUUGUAUGAGGAAAAUAAUUCCCUAAUAGUGUCUUUACCUUUUAAAAGUAACGAAGUAAGAAAUGAGAAAGUAAUUGAGAAGAAUAGCAAGAGCUAUUCACAGUUAUUACAAUUAUACGAUACAAAAGCAGCUGGUUUCCCUCUUACACCAGGAAGCGACGAAUCUAGUAUCAUGUGUCAGGAGCUUGAAAGGGAGCGGAAGGCUGAAGAGAAGAGACGACAAAGGGCUGAAUGGGAAAAUCAGGAAAGGACUAGACGGGAAGAAGAGGAGCGAUAUCAUAAGCAGUUAGAAGAGAGAAGACGACUUGAAGACGAAGAAGAAGAUAGAAGAGCGGAAGAGAGGAGAAGGCGAGAAGAGGAGGAGAGAAAAAAGCGAGAGCUGGAGGAAGCUGGCUACAGGGAGAAAUUAGAGAAGGAAAAACUAGAGAGAGAGGAGAGAGAGCGGAAGCAGAGAGAGGAGGAAGAGAGAUUGAAGGAAAUUGAAAAACAAAGAAAGGCCAAAGAAGAAGAGGAGAGACAGCGGAGAGAAGAUGAAGAGAGGGCGAAAGAAGCGGCAGCCGUGAGGGAAAAGAAGCAUCAGCUUGAUCUAUUAAAGAAAAAGCUGGCAGAUAUAGACGCUCAAAAGGAAAAAGACGAGCCUGUAGAAGAUCCUAUCUUUUCACCUGGUAGACAUAGAAAAGACUACACCUUUACUAAAGUAGUGGAAAACAUGCACAAUGGCCUUCCCUCUCAUGAACCGGAGGUUUUACCAAAAAGACUGUCUCGUGACAGACUUUUCAGCGACGAUGAUAUCGGCUACAACCCGUCUGCACCAUCUGCUCAGAAAACUGUUAAAAAGAAUUUGUUGACCGAUCUUUUUGGCGAUUCCAAAAUGGGCAACGAUGAUAAAUCGAAUGAUAUAUUCAAUCCAAAACCUCCAACUAAAGUUGUAUCUGGAAGACGGAGUGGCGGAUCUGGUAAAUUAAAUAGGCCUAGGCAGCAAGCUCAGACAAUUACUAGUAAACCAGCAAUAAAAGCAGUAGAUGAUAUCGACGACGAUAUUGAAGAAUUGGUGCUUUAG
Dimorphilus gyrociliatus is the source of this 2783-nucleotide messenger RNA. Lineage: Eukaryota; Metazoa; Annelida; Polychaeta; Dinophilidae. The record is from the annotation of a GenBank genome assembly.